AAGAUGGUCUUACAAAAGCAAGAUGUAAAUGAGAUUUUGAAGCACAUAACACAAACGAAAGUUUCAGAGAUUUCCCGCGCGAGCUUCGUCUUCUCCAUUUCUCAGAUCCAAAAUGGCGCCCAAAUCUGACAGCGCUGAAGGGAUUGUGCUCAACUUUGUGAAUGAGCAAAAUAGACCAUUAAAUUCUCAAAAUGUAGCUGAUUUUCUUCAAAAGUUCAACCUCAAAAAGGCUUCAAUACAAAAGGCGCUGGAUAGUCUUGCUGAUAGUGGGCGGAUAUCAUUCAAGGAAUAUGGUAAGCAGAAAAUAUACCUCGCUCGACAAGAUCAAUUUGUCAUUCCAAACAGUGAAGAGCUUACUAAGAUGAAAGAAGAAAACACCAAGUUACAAGAGCAGCUCAAUGAACAAAGAAGAGCAAUUAGCGAGGUUGAGGGCGAAAUGAAAGCUCUGCAGUCAAAUUUAACUUUGGAACAGAUACUUGCCAAAGAAGCCAAUCUGAGAAAGGAGGUUGAGGAAAUGGAGGACAGAUUAACUAAAUUACGUGGAGGAGUCACUCUCGUAAGCCCAGAAGAGCGUAAGGCUGUGGAGGGAAUGUAUAUGGAUACAAUAAGUCAGUGGAGAAGACGUAAAAGGAUGUUCAGAGAUGUUUGGGAUGCUAUAACUGAGAACUCUCCUAAGGAUCUCAAAGAAUUUAAGGAGGAACUUGGUAUCGAAUACGAUGAAGAUGUUGGUGUGAGUUUGCAGUCAUUUUGUGAUCUGAUGCAACAUGGAAAGAAGCGAGCUAGAGGCCAGUGACUUUUCAGUUCUCUGCAAAGCAUUGCAUGGAUGAGGACUGUUCUGAUCAUCAGGGUCAUGGGAUUCAGGUCUAGAGAGUUCCACUGCUGCCCUUGCUGCUGCUGCAGCAUAAGCUGCUGAUUUAAAAGCUGCUUCCGCUGCAUCAGCUACAUCCUUGUAUUUUCUUGUUGUUUUCAUUGAAUCGGACAAACCCUCCAUGUUUUCUAUCUCAUCAGGAAUAUUAUGUUGGUUCUGCUUCUCUUCAAUUUCCAAUUUCUCCUGCAAUUAUCACAUAAUGAUCAACAUGUCACGAUUGAUGUCUAUAUCUAUAUUUUAAACAAACAAA
Messenger RNA from Camellia sinensis, 1118 nucleotides. It is a transcript of the gene AHP2, whose product is annotated as Tat-binding protein 1(Tbp-1)-interacting protein (TBPIP). Gene Ontology annotation, biological process: meiotic joint molecule formation; meiotic strand invasion involved in reciprocal meiotic recombination; homologous chromosome pairing at meiosis. Gene Ontology annotation, molecular function: recombinase activator activity; double-stranded DNA binding. Gene Ontology annotation, cellular component: DNA recombinase auxiliary factor complex; condensed nuclear chromosome. The record is from RefSeq and is a predicted model, not a curated record. Lineage: Eukaryota; Viridiplantae; Streptophyta; Magnoliopsida; Ericales; Theaceae.